Macrosiphum euphorbiae (potato aphid) is the source of this 1296-nucleotide messenger RNA. Lineage: Eukaryota; Metazoa; Arthropoda; Insecta; Hemiptera; Aphididae. The record is from the annotation of a GenBank genome assembly.
AUGGGUUACUUGGUAUGCGGUAAUUGGAUCGGAUGGUCGUCGCCGGCCACCUACCUGAUGAAGCACAACAAGACCGAAUUGGACGUGACCAAUUACGGUAUGAUGAUCGCCAUGUACGACUUGGGAAACCUGAUCAGCCCCAUACCGUGCGGUUUUUUGCUGGGAUUAUUGGGCAGGAAGCUGACGAUCUGCAUCAUCGGACCGUUAAACAUGAUCGCCUGGACAGCGAUUCUCGUGUGGCCUUCCCGGUUGGAUGUGCUGUACGCGGCCAGACUGUUCGCCGGACUGGCCAAGGGGAUGACACUGUGCUCCAUACCCAUAUACGUGGGUGAGAUAGCCGAGGUCAAGUUGAGGGGUACCGUGUUGUCCAUGUUUCCGAUCAGUUUGGCGUUGGGCAUGAUAGGCAUACAGUCCAUCGGCCAGGUGCUCGAUUACCAACAGCUCAACAUGCUGGGUCUGUCGUUCUCGACCGUGUUCACGGUGCUGUUCUUAUUCAUGCCCGAGAGCCCUUACUACCUGAUGCAGAAAAAUCGGAGGGAUCAGGCCGAGAAAUCGCUCAGGCGCAUCCGAGCCAAGGGCGACGUUACGGACGAGCUGGAGAUGAUCGAGAAGACGGUCGCCAAGCAGAUGCAGUCAAAGGCGACGUACGGUGAGUUGUUCAUGAACAAGUCCAACCGGAAGGCUUUCGUCAUUACGGCGGGGGCUUGCGUGUUUCAGAGGCUGAGCGGCAUUAGUCCGUUCAUACACUUCAGCUCGAUCACGCUGCCGAACACCCACUACUGGAUGAAUCCGCUGGUGGCCGUCAUGGUGUUCAGCCUGGUCAAGAGCGUCGGUAACCUGGUGCCGUUGGUCUUGGUGGACUGGAUGGGACGGAAGCCGCUGAUGGUGGGGUCGCACGCCUUGAUGGCCCUGGUGACCGCCGCUUACGGCGUCGGCCUGUACGUGGUGGCCAACGGGCCCGAACACAAACCGUUGGCGUGGUGGCCGGUGGUGGCGCUGUGGGGGUACGCCUUGUCCUACUCGCUGGGCGCCGGCACGCUCACGUACACGCUGCUCGGCGAGAUGUUCGCGGCCAACGUCAAGACCAGGGCGGCCCCGCUGUGCGUCAUGAUGUUGGCCAGCGGCUCGUUCGUCCUCGACGGCAUCUACACCACCAUGACUCAAGCGUUUGGCGUCCACUCCAAUUACUUCCUGUACUCCGCCUUCAACUUCGUCUGGGCGGCCUCCGCCGGCUUCGUCAUGGUCGAGACCAAGGGAAAGACCUUUUUGGAGAUUGAGGAGAUGCUCGCGUCCUGA